AUGGCAGUCACGAGCGAAGAAGCUGCCAAAAUCGCCUUUUUACUAUCAUUCGACUGGAAUCAAGCUGACUUUGAGAUCGACAACAGGCCAAACAACGCGAAUUCACAGGCCCCACCUCAUGCGUCACCGGCGCAAGGUCCAGGGCCGGUACUUCCUCCACCAUCCGGUGGUGGAUACUACUCCUCAAGCGCCGCGACAGCCCACAAUCAGAACCUUCCUACACUUCCAGGAUUGAGUGCGCAACCUCAGCACUCGUCGCCCCACAUGUCCGCUCAGCGACCACCUUCUUCUGACGCGGCAGCGCAAGGUCACCAAGGUCCCCAGGGGUCCCAAUACUCGUUGCCAGGAAUAUCGCAAACACUACAACAGCAACAGCAAUCGCAAGCGCAGCCCCAAUCGCAACAGCAGCAGCAUCUGCCGACUUCGGAGCAAGUGAAUGCGGACAGGGAACGAGAAAUGCGCGAGCGCGAAACAAGGGAGAGGGAAAUGGAGGCGCAUCCUAUGCACCAGCAAGAAGAAAUUGUGAAGCGCGAGGCAGAGCAGCGGGAUCGGGAGCUCCAUGAGCGCCAGCAGCGCGAGCACGCAGCGCUACAAAACCACUCCACGCCAAUGCAGAUCCAUCAACCUGUUGCAGUUGCCCCUUCCGCGCGAACGAUACACGGUCCGAAUGGUUUGCUUGGGCAGUCUGGGCAGAUGAAUGGGCCAAAUUCACUCGCCCCUCCAAUGGGCGGCAACCAAAACGCACCUAACCCCAUGUACGGCAACGCGCCUGCGCAGCACGAGCAGACGACGCCUCGUAUGCAGCACGCGGUGCAAGCGCCGACUCAAGCUCAGAUGCUGAUGCCCUUUGCCGGUCCUCCAGGAUCCAUGGCCAUGGGUCAGGGACAGCAGCCGAUUCUCAAUGACGCAUUGAGCUAUCUCGACCAAGUCAAGGUGCAGUUUGCCGAUCACCCAGACGUCUACAAUCGAUUCCUCGAUAUUAUGAAAGACUUUAAGAGCGGUGCGAUUGACACUCCAGGCGUUAUCGAGAGGGUAUCAACUCUGUUUGCGGGCAAUCCAGCCUUGAUUCAAGGAUUCAACACAUUCCUCCCACCCGGCUACAAAAUUGAGUGUGGCACCAAUGGAGACCCAAAUGCUAUUCGAGUUACGACGCCAAUGGGUACUAUGGUUUCCACUAUGCCCGCUCCAAGGCCACUUUCGCCGCCCCGAAGCGGUGCCGCUAAUGGCAACAACGCUCCACAGCAUGAAGGCACUUACUACGAAACUGCACAAGGACGGCCUUGGCCUCAGCAGCAAAGGCCCCAAGGACCUGACGGACAAGAAACAAUGUUUUCUCCAAACAACCGCACUUUGGGACAGCCUCUGUAUGGGUCGCAGCAAGGACAACAGGGUCACCCACAGCAUUCACCAGAAGUUACCUCGCGACCCCAUCCUGACCCUGCUGGCUCGGCCGCCGCACUAGCUCACCAGCAAGAGCAAAGGGGUGUCUCGCAGCUGCAAAAUGCUGUUUCUGCUGCUACUGGUCGUUCACUCAUGUCGCCUAGUGUUGAUGCUUCUACCCCUCAAGGACAAGCAAUGAAUGGCUCUGCUCAACUUCCCCAAAUGGGUGGGGCUGCAGCUGAAAAGCGAGGACCAGUAGAGUUCAAUCAUGCUAUCAGCUACGUCAACAAGAUCAAGAAUCGAUUUGCGGCUCAUCCUGAUAUCUACAAGAAUUUCUUGGAGAUACUCCAGACCUACCAACGAGAAUCGAAACCUAUCCAGGACGUGUACGCCCAAGUCACUCAUCUGUUCGGUGGCGCGCCAGAUCUUCUCGAAGACUUCAAACAGUUUCUGCCAGAAUCUGCCGCUCACCAUAGAGCACAACAACAGGCUGCCAAGAACGCUGCUGAAGAUGCGGUUAUGCUCAGCAAUGUAAGAGGGGAAUCAGGAUACGGAGUCGCAGCGAACCAACAGACACCUGGUCGUGCGGAUACCUCGCGAUUGCCUCCCAUGGGCAACUUCGCACCCACACCCACAGCGAACCGUGACAACAAGCGGAAGCGUGAGCGACAGGGACCAGUGGCUGCACCCAUGCCUGCGCCCAUGUCUCAAGAGCCUCCAACCUCGAAUGUCCGCGGUGGCUACAGCCAGGUAAAUAUUAACAAGCGUGCAAAGACCGGACAUACUACAAAGCAGACAAUUCCAGAUGGUCCACCAGUCUCGCCUACCUUGACGCCUGCGCUCCCUGAGCCGAUGCCGCCAACAACAACGACGUCUCCUAGCCAAGAUGAGCUUGCGUUCUUUGACCGCGUCAAGAAGUUUAUCGGAAACAAGAACAUCAUGAACGAGUUCUUGAAGCUCUGCAAUCUCUACUCACAGGAUUUGAUUGACAAGCAACUCCUCCUGUACCGUGCGCAAUCCUUCAUUGGCGGCAACCAAGAGCUUUUUGCAUGGUUCAAGAAGUUCAUGGGUGAAGAUGAAGAACAGCAAAAUUCGCGACCCAAGACAGUCAAUUCCCGUGUCUCAUUAUCCAACUGCCGAAGCUUAGGUCCUAGCUAUCGUCUUCUUCCUAGGCGUGAAAGGGAGCGCGUAUGCAGCGGGCGUGACGAGCUUUGCCGGUCUGUCUUGAAUGACGAAUGGGCCUCUCAUCCAACGUGGGCUUCUGAAGAUUCCGGAUUCGUCGCCCAUCGCAAGAACACAUUCGAAGAGGGUCUUCACAGGAUUGAAGAAGAGCGCCAUGACUAUGACUUCAACAUUGAAGCUUGUAGCCGCACAAUCCAGCAGCUCGAGCCUAUCGCCAAUCAGUUGCUCACAAUGAAGCCCGAAGAUAGGAUUGGGUUUACUUUGCCUCCCGGACUGGGCGGACAGAGCGAGACAAUCUACAAGCGUGUCAUUAUGAAGAUCUAUGGUCGCGACCGAGGCAAAGACGUUAUCAAAGAGCUCUUCCAGAUGCCUUGGAGCGUAGUCCCAGUGCUUCUCCACCGGUUAAAGACGAAGCUGGAAGACUGGAAGGCCGCUCAACGAGAAUGGGAAAAGGUCUGGCGCGAUCAGACUCAAAAGAUCUUCUGGAAGUCACUUGACCACCAAAGCAUCACAGUCAAGCAGGUUGACAAGCGACAAUUCCAACCCAAGUCGCUUACAAACGAGAUCCAAGUUCGCUACGAGGAACAAAAGCGUCUCCAGCAGAUUCAAGAAAUUUCACAGCCAGACUAUCAGUUUGCCUUCUCUUUCAAGGAUGAAGAAGUGCUGUUCGACGUGGCUCGUUUGAUGCUCACUUUUGCCGACAACAACCCAGGCGCUGAAUUUGCAAAGGUUGUGCCUUUUGUCAGGGAGUUUGUUCCCCUCUUCUUUGGCAUCGAUUCGGCCAAGUUUGAGCAACGGGUACACACUUCAGGGCGUGAUACGCCCAAUGAUUCCGGCGAAGACACUCCCUCCCCAGAUGAAGACGUCUCUCAGCGCUCGCUGAAGACAAAGAAGGGUGACCUUCGCCGCGAUGUCCUUGAUCCCCGCAGCAAGCCACGGAAAGACAAAGAGGACAGCGUCGCCUCAGCGAGCCGGGACAGCACACCAGACAACUCUAUGGAAGAGGAUGCUGCUGUCGAUAGUUCCAACUCGAUACCGCGUGCAGACCGACCAGCUAGUCAUUGGGUGGAAUACGCCGCUACUCCGACUGCCUUUGGUGACAAGGAAUUUGAGCACGAAGAACCUUACCGCCGCGUUGAGUACAACAUGUACGCCAAUGCCUCAAUCUACUGCUUCUUCCGGAUGUUUGUCAUGCUUUACGAGAGGCUUUUGAAGCUCAAGGAGAGCGAGGAUGAAGUGCAAAGGCUCAUCAUGCGUGCCAAGGAGCCCAAGCCAGCACAGAAACUUAAGAUGCUGGACAAGCAACCCGAAGACUUUUUCAAGGACACUUCGCCUACGGCAAACUACUACCAGCAACUUCUCGACAUGUUCCAGGACCAGAUUACCGGAGACGUGGAGAUGAACUUUAUCGAGGAGACAUUACGUCGAUACUACUUGCAGAUUGGCUGGCAGCUGUACUCAUUUGAUAGGCUGCUCAGCUCGUUGGUUCGAUUUGCUGUUGCAAUUGUAAGCCAGGAUAGUAAGGACAAGAGCCUUGAUAUCUACAACCUCUUUAGGAAGGACCGUGUCAACGAUACCACCACGCACAAGAGCGAGAUUGCCUACCGAAAGGCUGUUGAGAAGUUCGCCAAAGAUGCUGAUACCUACCGCAUUACUUAUGACCCCGCCAAGAUGGAAGCUUAUGUCCGACUGUUCAAGAAGGAUGACCCUACCUUUGAAUUCAACACGCUGGACCGGAUCAAGCGCUGGCGGGCAUACGUCGCCUCGUACAUGGCUGUCGAGCCUACCGAGGAGGUCGAUCUCUCGCGCGUCAACUAUCCUUACCUUAAGAAGCGUUUGGCAAAGGCCGAACUUCUCUCCGAAGAAGACCGGUUUGAUCAGGUCCAGCAUGACGACAAGAUUACUGUUUCCAUCAGUCCUUCUGCCUACAUCAUGACAUUUAUCAACAGCGAGCCAUUUGGUACGGGUGGUGUUCAGUAUUUCCUCCAACCAGAUGCCGUGCGCGCAGGUGUCAGCGAGGCGGUUCCAAAGCCCAGCGAGGAGUACAGGAGACUCAACGACGAUCGGAGAGAGAGGGUCCAGGAGAUUCUUGUGAGGAACAAUAGUUGGAUGAAGGAUCUGAGUCGCGAUGAGGUGGAUGCCAAGAAGACGGCGUUCAAGAAGGACAUGGAAGAGCCUAGGAAGGUGGCUGAAGGCGAGGAUGUGGACAUGGAGGGCGCAGACGGGUUCGCGUACUAA
Bipolaris oryzae ATCC 44560 is the source of this 4800-nucleotide messenger RNA. RefSeq lists its product as uncharacterized. Gene Ontology annotation, molecular function: transcription corepressor activity. The transcript has 5 exons. Bases 1 to 4800 code for a protein of 1599 amino acids. The record is from RefSeq and is a predicted model, not a curated record. NCBI's taxonomy places the organism in Eukaryota, Fungi, Ascomycota, Dothideomycetes, Pleosporales, Pleosporaceae. Gene Ontology annotation, cellular component: chromatin; Sin3-type complex. Gene Ontology annotation, biological process: negative regulation of transcription by RNA polymerase II.